ACUGCGAAGUCUAGUACCCAGUUUUUCUUAACGUGGGACAACAACUCAGCCAGCCACCGACCAUUUGCACCUAAUAUAUCCGUCUAUCGGACAAUGACGACUCCGAAACCCGCUGGUCGGUCCUGUCGCGAGGUCGUCUCUAAAUGCGCCUACCUCCGACUGAGCGAUUUUUUGCUUGACUAAUUUUAAUGUGGCUGUACGAUAAACAACAGGCCACAAAAGAAUAUUAUUUGUGGUUUUCUCUAUUGUUUACAUUUAAAUAAAUUGGCUGAUAACUGCCAUUACUUUAUGGUCGGUUAAAACAUUUGGCCAUCUCAUUGGAAUAUUUCUCAAUCGAUUCUCAAAGUUCCCGUCCCUUUUGGCUGGCGAAGCACGAUUUAGUUUUGUCUGUUAAUAAGCGCAAGGGAUCGAGACUACUAUAUCACCUAUUCUGUUACGGGACAUGUCGGCAAUUAUUGGAUAGUUUGUCCGCCACUUGACUGACAGAAAGAAAAUUUCAUUGGACAGCGGAAAACAACAUGUCUGCCCUCUUCACGCCGGGAUUUGAUGACGUCACUUGUCAUUACACGACACAUGGUCAUUGAAGAAUAGGAAAUAUGGAAGAGUCGUUUGUCAGAUGGCGAAGCCGGUGUCAGCGUAGUAUGCGGUGGCGGCUGGUGUAAUCAAGCAAAUGGUUAGCCACAGGUCGGACGGGGUUUCUUCCCCGCUAUUCCGGACCAGUUUCAACUCCGCGUUCACGAAGAUACAGUCCCAGCCGUCGUCGGCGAUAGACAAUGUCAGUAAUAAUAAUGAUGAUGAUGAUGAUGAUGCUCAGUGUUUAGAUUUUUCCGUGAGAAAAGCACCUGUGGAAAAUUCCGAAUUAAAAUGUAUGAAUGACAGAAGUUCUCCAGGCAAGCAUAGCGGCGACGUCUUUCCAACGCUGUUGAAUUUUUGCAACAAAAGUUCGUUGCAAGGCAGGACUAAUUUGGAGCAUUCCUCCCCGACAAAAGGCAGCACCAGGGUGCGGUUGUCUUUCAGCGUGGAAUCGCUCAUAUCCGACAGGCGUUCUUGUGGGCGAAUUUCGACAAAUUCGCCGAGCGACGGGCUCAGCGAUAACGGCGUCGAGGCGCCGAGUGACGACGACUGUGCGGCUUCCUCGACGUCUUCCUUAUCAUCGCCAACAUCGCAGACGCUGUCGCCCGCCGCACCUGGCGGCAACAGCCACACCGCCUUCAGCGUAUCCGACAUACUGGGCAAGACCCCGGGGCUGAGGCAGACCCCAGGGGAACAUCUGCCCUCCACCAUUCACUACGGUCCUGGGGACUCGAAGUGGGUGGGUUCCAGCCACCCCCACCAUGGGCCUCCGUGGACUGUUCCCGUGGGACACGGACUUGUUACACCCUCUUCAAAUAGUUCUCCAACGAAUGUUCCUUCCAAGUGUACGUUGCGGAAACACAAACCCAACAGAAAACCAAGGACUCCGUUCACAACGUCACAACUUCUUGCGCUGGAAAGGAAAUUUAGAGAAAAACAGUAUUUGUCCAUCGCUGAGAGGGCCGAAUUUUCAUCCUCUCUGAACUUAACAGAGACACAAGUCAAAAUAUGGUUUCAAAACCGCAGAGCAAAAGCAAAACGACUGCAAGAGGCAGAGUUAGAAAAAUUGCGAAUGGCGGCAAAACCAAUGUUGCCGCCAACUUUUGGCAUAGCGUUUCCCGCGGUUACGUCAUCGUUUUAUGGACCUCCUUUGACCAGACCACAGUACUUUCACCCAACCAGUUUACCCGGCCUCAGUCUCUAUACCGCGGUUCAUGGUUUAUACCCUCGUUAGUUCAUAAGGGAUGUUCCAGGAAUUCUCACAUGGUGGAGAUGGGGAUAAUAUAGGUAUUUUUGCAAAUUGAAAUAAGCUUAGUAGAAAACCCCAACACCCCCCCCCAAAAAAAACAAAAAACAACAACAACAAACCCCCCCCCCCAAAAAAAAACAAAAAAAACAAACAACAACAACAAAACCCCCCAACAAAACCAACAACUAAACUAAACUAAACUAAUCGCGAGUGCACACGACACGUGAAUAGCUGAUUGUUACAUACAACAGUUUGUUUUGUUUAACAAUACAACGCUGAUUGUGACAAGACAAACAUUAUAAUUUCAUCGGUUAUAUAAUUGGCUAUUAUUUACGAGGCACUCUUUUCGUGUAGCGUCGCCUUAAGGACACACACACACACACACACACACACACACACACAUGCACGCACACACACACACAUACAUACAUACAUACACAGGCACAGACACACACACACACA
Molecule: messenger RNA, 2284 nt
Organism: Gigantopelta aegis
Lineage: Eukaryota; Metazoa; Mollusca; Gastropoda; Neomphalida; Peltospiridae
Product: homeobox protein MSX-2-like
Exons: 2
Coding region: 671-1807 (378 amino acids)
Biological process (GO): embryonic morphogenesis; regulation of transcription by RNA polymerase II
Cellular component (GO): nucleus
Molecular function (GO): DNA-binding transcription factor activity, RNA polymerase II-specific; RNA polymerase II transcription regulatory region sequence-specific DNA binding
Source: RefSeq, a predicted model, not a curated record